Molecule: messenger RNA, 4196 nt
Organism: Pongo pygmaeus (Bornean orangutan)
Lineage: Eukaryota; Metazoa; Chordata; Mammalia; Primates; Hominidae
Gene: ACKR2
Product: atypical chemokine receptor 2
Exons: 4
Coding region: 1207-2430 (407 amino acids)
Biological process (GO): positive regulation of cytosolic calcium ion concentration; immune response; calcium-mediated signaling
Cellular component (GO): membrane; external side of plasma membrane
Molecular function (GO): C-C chemokine receptor activity; C-C chemokine binding
Source: RefSeq, a predicted model, not a curated record
GCGGGUCCCGGAUUAGCUGGGGCGGUGAGCGCCCGCCCACGACCCCGGCUCUAGCGUACUGGCGGAGACGGACGUGAGAGCUCGGCGCCCAGGGUUCGCCACCGGGCACUUGAGGGGCUUUGGCUCCUAGCCCGGGGACUCCUCAGAUUUCUCCUGCCCUUUUCCCCUCUGGCAGCGGAGGCGAGCACCGCGAACGCCGUGUCCCGAGCGCCGCCGCCUGCGGACGCCUCACGGGCCGGGAAGGGAUGGGGGUGAGGGGUUUCGGCUGCGGGUGAGGUGAUGUUCCCGGACCCACCCGGGUCCGACUGCUUGUUCUCGCCGUUCAGUAACGAGAUGCAGACAGACUGGGAAAGAACGGAGUUUAUUUCUGCAACAGGUUACAGGGAGAAGGUCGGAGUAACUCACCAGACCAACUCAAAAUUAUUAAUACAAGUUUUUCUAGUGCUUAAAUACAUUCAGUGCACUUACAAGUCGAAAGCCAAAGUGUUUCACUCAAUCCAGUCUUUAACCCUAAUAGGGUCAGGUGUCUAGACAAUUGCUUCAGAGCCUUGGAAAUAAUCUAAAGUGGGUCCUGGUACAAGGUGUGCAAGAACAACUCCAUUAUUUUAAUUAAACUCUAGGGGCUGAGAAAGCCCAGGUGGGAUCUUAAUGGACUUGUCUUUACAUUCUAGCCUUUCUCCUAAGACACCAGUGUCUCCAGUUCUCCUAAGGCACCAGUUUCUCCAAUGUUUAACUUAUAGAUGCAUCAGAAUGACAGUGAGGCGUUGGUGAGAGCUGCUCUGGUUGCUAAUGGAGAUCUGGCCUGCCAUAGUGGGAGCAGAGCUUGCCCAGUGCGCUGGGACGACUGCGGGCUCCAUCCAUUCCGCUCCCAGGACGGUUGUCGUCCAGGACCGUGCGCUGUCAGGUCCCCCGUGGGAUCCUUCCUGGAGCUUACACUAUAGUAGGAGGCAGCCAGUACUUGCAAGCACGGGAUCGCGGGAACUACGACCUCACCCAGGCCAGGCGACCUUUCUCUCAAGAAGGAGAUGUCAGAGGCCCCGCGUGACAUAGAGCUUCCGGGGACAGGGCUCCUAAUGUGUUUGUCAGCAUUUCUCCUUUCACGAUAAAGUACAGGAUCCUUUCUGGAAUGGAGGUCUUAUGAGCUGCUAUCGAACAAGAGCCUGUUGGUGACCUGCACCCAGGAGCCCUCCAGUCAGUACUGAUUGAAUGACUCAAGGCUGCCUCUCUGCAAAGUUGAGCACUACAGGACGUCGGGACUGGGCACUUCCUUCCAACAUGGCCGCCACUGCCUCUCCGCAGCCACUCACCACUGAGGAUGCCGGUUCUGAGAACAGCAGCUUCUACUACUAUGACUACCUGGAUGAAGUGGCCUUCAUGCUCUGCAGGAAGGAUGCUGUGGUGUCCUUUGGCAAAGUCUUCCUCCCAGUCUUCUAUAGCAUGAUUUUUGUGUUGGGCCUGAGCGGGAACCUCCUUCUUCUCAUGGUCUUGCUCCGUUACGUGCCUCGCAGGCGGAUGGUUGAGAUCUAUCUGCUGAAUCUGGCCAUCUCCAACCUUCUGUUUCUGGUGACACUGCCCUUCUGGGGCAUCUCUGUGGCCUGGCAUUGGGUCUUUGGGAGUUUCUUGUGCAAGAUGGUGAGCACUCUUUAUACUAUUAACUUUUACAGUGGCAUCUUUUUCAUUAGCUGCAUGAGCCUGGACAAGUACCUGGAGAUCGUUCAUGCUCAGCCCUACCACAGGCUGAGGACCCGGGCCAAGAGCCUGCUCCUUGCUACCAUAGUAUGGGCUGUGUCCCUGGCCGUCUCCAUCCCUGAUAUGGUCUUUGUACAGACACAUGAAAAUCCCAAGGGUGUGUGGAACUGCCACGCAGAUUUCGGUGGGCAUGGGGCCAUUUGGAAGCUCUUCCUACGCUUCCAGCAGAACCUCCUAGGGUUUCUCCUUCCACUCCUUGCCAUGAUCUUCUUCUACUCCCGUAUUGGUUGUGUCUUGGUGAGGCUGAGGCCCGCAGGCCAGGGCCGGGCUUUAAAAAUAGCUGCAGCCCUGGUGGUGGCCUUCUUCGUGCUAUGGUUCCCAUACAAUCUCACCUUGUUUCUGCAUACGCUGUUGGACCUGCAAGUAUUCGGGAACUGUGAGGUCAGCCAGCAUCUAGACUACGCACUCCAGGUGACAGAGAGCAUCGCCUUCCUUCACUGCUGCUUUUCCCCCAUCCUGUAUGCCUUCUCCAGUCACCACUUCCGCCAGUACCUGAAGGCUUUCCUGGCUGCCGUGCUUGGAUGGCACCUGGCACCUGGCACUGCCCAGGCCUCAUUAUCCAGCUGUUCUGAGAGCAGCAUACUUACUGCCCAAGAAGAAAUGACUGGCAUGAAUGACCUUGGGGAGAGGCAGUCUGAGAACUCCCCUAACAAGGAGGAUGUGGGGAAUAAAUUAGCCUGAGUGACCAAAUCUUGGUCUGGUGGGAACAGAUGGGAACCAGCUCAAUUGGGCGUCCACUCAAAAUGCUCUCUCCAGGGGCCUCAGUGACCGUGUUGCUAAACCCAGUGGUCAGUUCUCAGUUCUCAGCCAUCAGCAGCAUUUGCUCGCCCCUGCCUUCUUCCUCCACUUUCUUCACUUGCUUCCAGGACACCACGCUUUCUUUUCUGAAUUGCUACAAUCUUCCUUGCUUCCUUCCUUGCUUCCUUCCUUCUUUCCCUCUCUCCCUCCCUCCCUCACUUCUUCCCUUCCUCCCUUCCUCCCUUCCUACUUUCCUUACUUCCUUCUGACAGGGUCUUGCUCUAUUGCUCUGUCACCCAGGCUGGAGUGCAGUGGCGAGAUCUCAGCUCACUGUAGCCUCCUCCUCCUGGGUUAAAGCAAUUCUCAUGCCUCAGCCUCCCAAGUAGCUAGGACUAUAGACGUCUGCCGCCACGCCUGGCUUUUCUUUUUCCUUUCUUUCCUUUCUUUCCUUUCCUUUUCUUUUCCUUUCCUUUCCUUUCCUUUCCUUUCCUUUCCUUUCCUUUCCUUUCCUUUCCUUUCCUUUCCUUUCCCUUUCUUUCUUUCCUUCCUUCCUUCCUUCCUUCCUUCCUUUCUUUCUUUCUUUUCUUCUUUCUUUUCUUUUUUUUUUUUUUUUUUUGAGACAGAGUCUUGCUCUUGUUGCCCAGGCUGGACAACAAUGGCGCGAUCUCAGCUCACUGCAACCUCCACCUCCCGGGUUCAAGCGAUUCUCCUGCCUCAGCCUCCUGAGUAGCUGGAACUACAUGCGCGUGCCACCACGCACAGCUAAUUUUUAUAAUUUUAGUAGAGACGGGGUUUCACUACGUUGGCCAGGAUGAUCUCGAUCUCUUGACCUUGGGAUCCACCCGCCUUGGCCUCCCACAGUGCUGGGAUUACAGGUGUGAGCCACCAUGCCCAGCCCUAAUUUUUGUGUUUUUAUUAGAAAUAGAGUUUCACCAUGUUGGCCAGGCUGGAGAAUUGCUGUAAUAGUUUUCCAACUGGCCCCUGUGCUUCCUCUGUCUUGCUCUCCUCCCAUCUCAUCUGCACCUAGCAGCCAGAGUGAUCCUGACACUCUCGGCCUUUACUUCCGCCUCCCUCAGAGCAGUAGCCUGUCAAAACACCAGAUUACAACAAAUUUAGUUUAAAGGUCUCAAUUAGCGUUAUUGGCAAUUCUAGAAUCAGGCAAUAGACUCAUUGAAUCAGGAACAGAUUCACUCCAUAAAAUACAAAGAGUGUUCCAAUGAGCUGGGUAGAAGAGGUUAGUUUUAUAGACAGGAAGGGGCUGUCAAAGGCAGAAAGAAAUGAAGAACAAAAAAAAAGAUUGAUUUUUUUUUUUUUUGAGACAGGAUCUCACUCUGUCAUCCAGGCUGAAGUCCAAUCCCACAGUCAUGGCUCACUGCAGCCACCACCUCCUGAGCUCAAGUGAUCCUCCCAUCUAAGCCCCCAAGUAGCUAGGACUACAGGAGCACACCACCACACCUGGCUAAUUUUUGUAUUUUUUGUAGAGACAGGGUCUCACUAUGUUACCCAGGUUGGACUGGAACCCCUUGGCUCAAGCAAUUUGCCUGCCUCAGCCUCCCAAAGUGCUGGGAUUACAGGCGUGAGCCACUGCACAGGGCCAGCUUUGUCAUUUCAAAGUUACUUUCUAUAUGUGGCCGGAACCGGAACAGGGUGGUUGACAUCAGUUUUCUUCAGGGUACUUUUUAAUAAUGAUUAAAACAGGGGGAACUUCA